Molecule: messenger RNA, 1008 nt
Organism: Naumovozyma dairenensis CBS 421
Lineage: Eukaryota; Fungi; Ascomycota; Saccharomycetes; Saccharomycetales; Saccharomycetaceae
Product: Frag1/DRAM/Sfk1 family protein
Exons: 1
Coding region: 1-1008 (335 amino acids)
Cellular component (GO): plasma membrane
Source: RefSeq, a predicted model, not a curated record
AUGCCAAGCUUUCCAAAACCUAAAAACUUAUUCUUCCUACUGCCAUGGAUAGCAUUCAUCCCCUGGUAUGGUAUGCUAAUAGCCAUGUUAAUAUGUUGGGCAGCACAAGGUCAUCCAAUAUAUUGGUUCAUGCAUUCAGAACAAUUCCCCGUAUAUAUCUCAGACAUUGGUGCCACCAACUUACGUCCCUUAUUCAUCUCAUGUGUAGCAUGGGAAGGUCUAGGUUAUGCAUUAACCGUAUUCGCUGAAUUUUAUCAAAGAUCAGGUGGUAACUUGCUUAACCGUCCUAAUAAACGUACGAAAUUUUAUAUGCCACCUUGGUAUCAUAAAGAUGAAAGAAAUUUAAUCAUAGCUGCAUGUGUGUUGGGUGCCUUUGGUGAGAUUGCAUUGUUGAUGUGUACUAUCUUCUCCACAGCACUCUAUCAUCACGUUCAUUUAGCUAUGGUGGCUGUUUUCGUCGUGCUUAUGUUCUUCUCCGUAGUUUGUUUAUCUACUGAAUAUUUCCUUAUGGGUAGACAUUAUGCCCUUUUACAUCCAUUAGCGUCAAACACUGACGGAGUUCAUUUCGAAGACCUUAAAUGGUAUCAAUGGAAAGGUCAUUAUUGGAAUAAAUUCACAAUUAGUGGUCUAGCGAAGGCAUUAUGGUUGGCAUUUGCAGUGAUUUGGGCCAUUUGUUUCGGUGCCAUUAGUAAUGAUUCUAAGAGUGCUUGUUUUGAAUGGUUAUUAGCAUUUUGGUUCGGUGUAUUAUUCGUUAUCAUUUCAAUUGAUUUCUAUAUGGGGUCCAUUUAUCAAUCAUCUCGUUAUUUUAAUCAAAUUGAAUCGUUUGAUGGAUAUUAUAAAUAUGACGAAUUGUUUGCUAAUAACAUACAGGGCAAAUCAAACACAAAAAAUACAUCAAUAGAUAUUACACCUCAUGACCAUGAAGAAGAAGAUCUUUCAUCAGGACACUCUGUCGAUAAAGCUAGUACGAAUUCUGCAACUACUAAUGAUGGUAUUAGUCCGGUUUAA